CGGAUCGGAGCCGGCCCGGACGCAGGCGGCCCAGCCCCACCAGGAGCCGAGGCAAUGGCCUCGAAGCCUGAGAAGCGGGUCGCCUCGUCCGUCUUUAUCACCCUGGCACCCCCACGUCGAGAUGAAGCUGUGGCCGAGGAAGUGAGGCGGGUAGCUUGUGAGGCCCGGCCUGGCCGCCCCUGGGAAUCUCCUGCCCCCACGAAGACACCUGGAGCUGGUUCAGCAGGGAGGCCCAGUCCCUGGACACCCUGUGGCAGGGCUGCAGCCACAGUGCCAGCUGCGCCCCCCCAGCUGUCCAAUGGCGGACGCUCUCUUCCUCCUCCUACCCUGGAUGGCGAGGACGCCCCCGACCUGGACCUCCUCCCUCCUCCGCCGCCCCCACCAGUGUACCUGCCUCCUGAUGACGAGCCCUCUGCCUCGAUGGGGGCACAACUCAUUUCCGACUUAGAGCAGCUACACCUGCCCCCACCCCCACCACCACCACAGUCCCUGGCGGAGGGGCCUCCAUUCCAGCCUGGACCCGGCCGUCUCAGGCCCGCAGAGGAGGAGCUGCCGCCUCCCCCAGAGGAGCCUGUUGGCUUCCCGGAGAGAGAGGCGUCCACAGACAUCUGUGCCUUCUGCCACAAGACUGUGUCCCCCCGAGAGCUGGCCGUGGAAGCCAUGAAGAGGCAGUACCACGCUCAGUGCUUCACAUGUCGCACCUGCCGCCGCCAGCUGGCCGGGCAGAGCUUCUACCAGAAGGAUGGGAGGCCCCUCUGCGAACCCUGCUACCAGGACACCCUGGAGAAGUGUGGCAAGUGUGGUGAGGUGGUUCGAGAACACAUCAUCAGGGCCCUAGGCCAGGCCUUCCACCCAACCUGCUUCACAUGUGUGGCAUGUGCCCGGUGCAUCGGGGAUGAGAGCUUUGCCCUGGACAGCCAGAAUGACGUGUACUGCCUGGACGACUUCUACAGGAAGUUCGCCCCAGUGUGCAGCAUCUGUGAGAAUCCCAUCAUCCCCCGGGACGGGAAGGAUGCCUUCAAAAUCGAGUGCAUGGGAAGAAACUUCCAUGAGAAUUGCUACAGGUGCGAGGACUGCAGGAUCCUCCUGUCUGUGGAGCCCACGGACCAGGGCUGCUACCCGCUGAACGACCGUCUCUUCUGUAAGCCGUGCCACGUGAAGCGGAGUGCCGCGGGGUGCUGCUGA
This is a messenger RNA of Molossus molossus (Pallas's mastiff bat), 1185 nucleotides long. It is a transcript of the gene FBLIM1, whose product is annotated as filamin binding LIM protein 1. The record is from RefSeq and is a predicted model, not a curated record. The coding region runs from base 55 to 1185 and encodes 376 amino acids. Gene Ontology annotation, biological process: cell-cell adhesion. Gene Ontology annotation, molecular function: filamin binding. Gene Ontology annotation, cellular component: stress fiber; focal adhesion. NCBI's taxonomy places the organism in Eukaryota, Metazoa, Chordata, Mammalia, Chiroptera, Molossidae. The transcript has 8 exons.